Messenger RNA from Actinia tenebrosa (Australian red waratah sea anemone), 1595 nucleotides. Its product is annotated as tRNA N(3)-cytidine methyltransferase METTL6. The record is from RefSeq and is a predicted model, not a curated record. NCBI's taxonomy places the organism in Eukaryota, Metazoa, Cnidaria, Anthozoa, Actiniaria, Actiniidae.
UUGAAAUGGCGGACGAGAAAGAACAAAAUAAAUGUCGAGAAGAAAAUGCUACAAAUUCCUCGAGAUGUCCUCGUAUUUUGACUGAAAAUGAGAGAAUUAAAUUAACGAAAGAUAUCAAUUUAAUUUCUGAAUUUAAAAGGAAUAAGCUAGAAAAGGAGGCGCAGAAGAAUUGGGACUUAUUUUACAAAAGAAACUCGACAAAUUUUUUUAAAGAUCGACAUUGGACGACUCGGGAGUUUAAAGAACUUUUAUGCUCAGAGUCAGAACAGCAGGAUAAUAAGGUAUUGCUUGAGGCUGGAUGUGGAGUUGGAAACUUCUUUUAUCCUCUCAUUGAAGAGGGCCACAAUUUUUAUGUACAUGCUUGUGAUUUUUCACCAAGGGCAGUGCAGUUUGUUAAGGAACACUCAUUGUUUGACUGCAGUAAAGUAAAUGCUUUCCAAUGUGACCUCACACAAGAUCAACUGACAAAUAACAUCCCUGAAUGCAGUGUGGACUUGGCUACCUUGAUAUUUGUUCUGUCAGCAGUUCAUCCAGAUAAGAUGCUGUUAGUUUUACAAAAUAUCUGGAAGGUUCUCAUGCCAGGUGGAAUUCUUCUGUUCAGAGACUAUGGGUUAUAUGAUCAUGCAAUGCUUCGUUUUGCACCUGGCCACAAGUUAUCAGAUAAUUUUUAUGUAAGGCAGGAUGGAACAAGGGCUUUCUACUUUACUACAGAAUCCAUAGAGAAUCUGGUGCAGGAAGCUGGCUUCAACAUUCUUGUGAACGAAUACAUUGAAAAAAGAACAGUCAACAAAAAAGAACAAAUUGAUGUUCCUAGAAUUUUUGUUCAAGGAAAGUUUUCUAAACUUAGCUAAUAUUAAAUGCAAUUUUUUUUAGAAGAUAAACACAAGAUGUACAAUAUAUAGUACUUAUCCAAAAUGGGGGAUACGUAGGGAGGGAAAACAGGGGAUGGGGAGUGGGAAAGUGACUUAGGAGGAGAGGUCAUUAAUACACAGGUUAGAUACACAUUAGUGUUUAUAUAUAAGUGUCAGUCUUGGAUCCUUUGUAGGACUCCAUUUGUGAUCAACACUAAUGAUGGCUAAGAAGGACACUAGAUUUACAUGUACAUCUUAUGAUAAUUUUUAUUGGGGAAAGAAAAAGACAAAAGGAGUAAGUUGUUAUAUCAUAAUUUCCCAAAACUAUGAAUUAAGCCUCGUAACUUUAGCAUGAGGACGUCUUGACACCCAGCAUAAAUAGACCUUUCCCAAAUUCACUUGAGUGACUAUGAAACAAUGGUUCCAAGUGAAGGUUGCACAUUUACUGUAUUUCAUCAAGUCCAACCUUGUCUUAGAACCUUUGUUUCAUGGUCACUCAAACAAAUUCAGGAUCACUCUAUUGUAAGGUUUGUUGGUAGAGUGAAUUUUUUAGGCUAACUGUUGAAUAGUUGAUGUCAUUUAAAUUAGAUAACUUAUUUACUAUUUUAGUUGACAUCACAUAAACUGAAAAUUCAUGUGACAACGAUCUGAAAAUCAGGGGAGAAAACACAGAUGUAAUCAACUGUCUCUUCACACAUUCUCUGGUAAAAUAAACGCCCAAAUUCACAUGACCGUUACUUUGAA